Messenger RNA from Coccinella septempunctata (seven-spotted ladybird), 1410 nucleotides. RefSeq lists its product as uncharacterized. Lineage: Eukaryota; Metazoa; Arthropoda; Insecta; Coleoptera; Coccinellidae. The record is from RefSeq and is a predicted model, not a curated record. Bases 1 to 1410 code for a protein of 469 amino acids. The transcript has a single exon.
AUGGCGAACCUCUUGAACAGGAGGAUAUUCCUGCUCGAAUGUAAAAGACUGGGAUUAACACCUAAUCAUAUUGGAGCAGGAGUCAGGAAUGUUCUGAAUUUGCUUGAAUUUCACACAGGAAGUAGAUUCAAUAGAAAGAUUAGUGGAUUUAACAAAAACUUAGUUAAUAGAUUACUUUCCUUGGAGAUUGAACACACUCACUUAAAGAUUUCACACAUUAGCAAAUACAAUGGCACCAUAAAAAGAGAGUUGAGGCAGACAAUACCAACAGAGAUACAUAAAGAAUUUUUCAGACGCCAGCAGGUUACAUACAACAAAAUAUUUCAUAAAGUGAAAAUUACACACCUCAGAAAAAUUAAAGCACUACAGAGAAGAAUACAUAAAGCAGACUAUAAAGUUCUAGAGAAAUGGUUCAAGAAUUUGUCCCAGACAGCAGUACCUGAAGAGGUUAGAAUAGUCCUUGGUUUGGGUUCCAAAUUUAGCGUCCCUUUAGACCACAAAGAAAUAAACAUCAAAGACCUAAUAGCAGACGUUGAGAGCCUUUUAGACUUGGUGGAGGGAGAUAGAAGAGACACUUUGAGAGCUAAGAUAGCGAGCAUUAUAACCGGUCAUCUACAUAAAAAUAAAAAUAAUACUCGUGCGACAGACAACAUAGGAAGGCUAUAUAAAACAACUAAAUACUUUUUGAGAACUAAUGACCACCUAGUAGUUCUCGACAGUGACAAAGGUUCGGUGACUGUUCUUAUGAAUAGGGCGGAUUAUCUUCAGAAAAUGUACUCAAUUGUUGACACUGAUGAUUUCAAAAAGAUUUCUAGAGACCCAACAACUACUAUCCAGAAUAAAACCAACAAAAUCAUAUCCACACUUGUAGAUCAAAAUAUACUAAGUAAAGAAGCUGCAAAAUCAAUGAAGUCAUAUAAUUCAGUGAGCCCUAGAAUGUACGGAAAUCCCAAAGUACAUAAAGAAAAUGUCCCAAUGCGACCAAUCGUGUCUGAUGUACAGGGUCCCACAUGCAAACUUUCAAAUUAUAUUGCACAAAUCCUAACAGAAGCCUAUGACCAGGAUAAUGCAUAUUAUGUAAAAGAUUCGGUCGACUUUUCCUGCAAAAUUAACAAUUUUGAAUUACCCCCAGAUCAUGUGGUGAUAUCACUUGACGUAAUCAACCUAUUUGGCAACAUAUCAAAAGAGUUGGUACUGAAAGCAAUAGAAUUCCAUUGGGACAAGAUUGAGGCAUGCUGCAACAUAUCAAAAGAAUACUUCAAGGAGAUAAUCACCUUCCUCCUGGAAUCAGGUUACUUCAUGUUCGAUGGCAGUUUCUAUUUGCAGAUGUUUGGGUGCAUUAUGGGAUCCAGACUUCCAGAUCUUGUCAUUAUAUGUGAUGGACUAUGUACUCAACUCCUGUAUACCUAG